UUGUGCAGCGCGAGCGUCGUGGGAAGCAGCGGGUAUAGCCUUUGUUUUCUGGGCUGCCUUCCCCGCGGCGGGAGCACUGGGAGGGCGGGGCUACGCUGCACAUGCAUCCGCUUAUUAGCUCCAGCGAAUAUCCGGGCAAGGCGAGGGUGUGGCUGCACCGGGUGUGGCGGCGUGUGGCAGCGAGCGGCGACCAGCCUGGCAGUGGCUCCUCCAGCAGCUGUAGUUCUGCUCAGGUGGGCAACUCACGCACGCGCAGGGCGAGGUGAGGAAAAAACAAACAGGCGCUAUGGAGGAGGAGAGGACAGCAACAGCACCACCAACGGUAGAGGGAGAGUCGCCCACGGAAGGAGAGUCCGCUAAGGUGGUAGAGCUCGCGAAGGAGGGCGAGGUGGCCAAGGAGAAUGACCUAAUACUGGACUACAAGGUGCUCACCGCAGGGCUCACGCCGACGCCCGACAACCUCCUGUACCUGGACGGCUACCUGGACGCCUAUAUAGAGAUGAACAAGUUUCUGGGCGUCUUGGGUGCCAUCUUCAACAUGGUUACCAACGAAGUCAAGUCUAAGGUAAGCAUCCUCCGUGAGCACCGGCAGAGUGCUGAGGGCGAGCACUACGAGACGGUGUCCUCCUUGCUGCGCUACGAGCAGAGCCAGGCCCACGGGGGCGUUCCUGGCGACCGGGGGGGCAGGCCGUCCGGCGCCCGAACACUGCUGCGCCUCCACCGUGCCCUGGAGUUUGUGAUGGAGUUCCUGGGGCUGCUGCUGAGGCCCAAGGAGGGGUUCUUCGGCGGGCAGGUGUCCCGUGUGUACGGCGCCACGCUGGGCAGACACCACAACUCGCUGAUCAAGGCCACCACCUCCACCGCCCUCUUCACCAUGUCUUCCCACGCCACGAUUAUGCAGAAGAUGAUGAAGGGGAAGACGGUGAUGUCGGACAGCGUGCGGCUGAAUAUGGAGCAGGCCAUCGCCGCCAUCCGGGCCGCCUACGACUACACGCAGAGCCUGUACCAGCAGUACGGCUACCUAGACCUCCCCUGAGCAGGACCCGGCUCUCCGCAGGGACCCCAUGCCACCGUGACCUGCCGGGGCACAGAUGGAAAAGAUCAAGAAGGAUGGUACAAUUAACGUGACUCAUUCAUCCAGUCAUUGUGUUUACGUCGGUAAAUGUUUCAUAUACUUCUAAAUUUUCUCUUGAUACCCAAGUGUCCCCUCCGUAUUUCUUCGUAUUUUCCUUCUUAAGCUAUGGGAAUAUAUUUUUGUAAUGAUUAUUUUUCUAUUUUGUUCUUUUUUGUCAUCUGUGUUCCUGAUCCAUUAAUUUGAAUUUAAAUACAAAGAUUGGAACACU
Molecule: messenger RNA, 1343 nt
Organism: Eriocheir sinensis (Chinese mitten crab)
Lineage: Eukaryota; Metazoa; Arthropoda; Malacostraca; Decapoda; Varunidae
Product: ceramide-1-phosphate transfer protein-like
Exons: 6
Coding region: 287-1036 (249 amino acids)
Biological process (GO): ceramide transport; intermembrane lipid transfer
Cellular component (GO): cytosol; cytoplasm; membrane
Molecular function (GO): ceramide 1-phosphate binding; ceramide 1-phosphate transfer activity
Source: RefSeq, a predicted model, not a curated record